UAUAAGCAGAGACACCAACCGUGCUCGGUCUCGGACAGCUUCUGUUCACACUGGUGUUGUCUCCAUUCCUGCAAAGUCUAUCUUCCUACCGGCUGCCAGCCAUGAGAAUCCUUUUCUUCCUCGUCGCUGUUCUCUUCUUCCUCUUCCAGGCUGCUCCAGCUUCCAGCCAGGAAACCUCUGACACCGUCACCUGCCGGCAAAGCCGGGGCUCCUGCUCCUUUGUUCCAUGUGCUGCUCCUUCGGUUGACAUCGGGACCUGCCGUGGUGGGAAGCUCAGAUGCUGCAGAUGGGCACCCAGUUCCUAAAUUUGACACCUCACUGACCACUCAGACAAGAGCUCUGGACAUCUGAGACAUCUCCCAUCUUUUGACAUCGAUGGAUCCUGUCCUCAGUGCAACCCUGGAGAGCCUUUCCCAUGGGGGUGAAGGCCCUCAGGAGCACAAGAAGAUCUGAGGACGAGUUCUUGUAUCCCAAUAAAGAUAUUUGCAGCUUCAACUCCAAUAAAAGCAAGCUCCUGUGAAAACCCA
Messenger RNA from Pseudopipra pipra, 527 nucleotides. RefSeq names its product gallinacin-9. Gene Ontology annotation, biological process: innate immune response in mucosa; defense response to Gram-negative bacterium; defense response to Gram-positive bacterium. NCBI's taxonomy places the organism in Eukaryota, Metazoa, Chordata, Aves, Passeriformes, Pipridae. The coding region runs from base 102 to 305 and encodes 67 amino acids. The record is from RefSeq and is a predicted model, not a curated record. The transcript has 3 exons. Gene Ontology annotation, molecular function: CCR6 chemokine receptor binding. Gene Ontology annotation, cellular component: extracellular region.